This is a messenger RNA of Exserohilum turcica Et28A, 2073 nucleotides long. RefSeq lists its product as uncharacterized. The coding region runs from base 1 to 1857 and encodes 618 amino acids. Gene Ontology annotation, cellular component: membrane. Lineage: Eukaryota; Fungi; Ascomycota; Dothideomycetes; Pleosporales; Pleosporaceae. Gene Ontology annotation, molecular function: fluoride transmembrane transporter activity. The record is from RefSeq and is a predicted model, not a curated record. Gene Ontology annotation, biological process: fluoride transmembrane transport. The transcript has 2 exons.
AUGGCUGCCCGUGAUAUACUUUGUUCUUUGCUUCAGAAGGCGCGCCAGUCGCACUACAACAACCAGCGCUCGUCGCUGCGGUCCUCGCUUCUCGUCGACGAAUCAGCGGGCCCGCGCCUGUCCGCGCGCACCCUCAGCGACGUUGAGCGGCUGGACAACUUCGACCUCGACCUCGACGGCUUCGACCCGGACGGCUUCGACCUCCACGACCCUGCGCCCGACCUCGCCGACUUUGAGUCGGCGCCGCCCUCGCCCGUAUCGACGUCGUCGCCUGCGCCCAACGUGCCAUAUACGCGUCAGCAGGCGCGCACCGGGAGCAGCAGCGCGAGGUGGAAGGACAGGAACUCGGCCAGCAAGCGUGCGUCGCGGAGCACAUCCGACUCCAGAGGCACCGACUCCAGGGCCGCAAAGGCCCAGGACGCAGAUGACUUCCUCGUGCCAGAGUCGUGGCUGCAUCUGUACAACGAGACGGCCCAGUCUCCCACGCUGCCCCCAGCGCUGCGACGACCCAGGACAAGAGAGCACGGCCGCAAAGUGACGGACCCAGAUCAUGCCACCCCCUCGCUGCCCCAGGCUCAACAAUCCAAACGCUCCUCCUUUCUGCCAGGACGCACGACAACGCCCGCCUCCCCAGGGGCUUCACAACUGAGCUUCACCGCUCUGCCCAGCAUGGCGCCCGACAAGGCAGACAACCACGCCGAGCGCUACGCCCGCUCGAAACACACACCAGGCGCACGGAGGGCUUCUCGGCUGGCUACGGAGCUCUACACGGUGUCGUAUUUGAUCUUCUUCUCCAUCUGGGGUACGCUAGUCCGCCUUGGCCUGCAGGCCCUUACCUUCUAUCCCGGCGCACCCGUGACCUUCUCGGAGCUGUGGGCCAACGUGGCUGGCACGCUGGUCAUGGGCUUCCUGUCCGAAGACCGCCGUCUCUUUGCUGCAGAAUGGGGCCACCACGGAGAGCCCCUACCAGAGCCCUCGGACGAGCCUGCGCCCCGACAAGCCGAUAGAGCGCGCCACGGCAAGGUGAAAAAGACGAUACCCAUGUACAUUGGCUUGGCCACGGGCUUCUGCGGCUCCUUCACCAGCUUCUCGAGUUUUAUUCGCGAUGUCUUCUUAUCGCUUUCCAACGAUCUCAAGGCCCCCAUCAGCCACGCGUAUUCGCCGGCGCCCAAUACCCCGCUCCCUUUGCCAGGAAACCUGGUGACGAGGAACGGCGGAUACUCGUUUCUGGCCUUGUGUGCUACGAUUAUCACAACCAUAGCCACGUGUUAUUGCGCGCUGCACGUUGGCGCGCACCUAGCCCUGGCGCUAGAUGGCAUCACACCCACGCUACCCUUUCGCCUCAUGCGCCGCGUUGUCGAUCCCAUUUUUGUUGUCUUGGGCUGGGGCGUGUGGAUUGGGGCUGUCAUCAUGGUGGCUGUUCCGCCAAAGGAUGCAUGGCGCAGUCAGGCCCUCUUCGCGUGUGUGUUUGCGCCCAUGGGAUGCCUGCUCAGAUACUACAUCUCCCUGCACCUGAACCCGAUCAACCCGUCGUUCCCCGUUGGCACCUUUACUGUCAACACGUUUGGCACGGCAGUGAUUGGCAUGGCAUAUGACUUGCAGCAUGUGACGCUGAGCACUACGGGCCGUGUUGGCGGGGGCGUGGUGGGUUGCCAGGUGCUGCAGGGCAUCAUGGACGGAUUCUGUGGCUGUCUGACGACCGUGUCGACGUGGAUUGUCGAAAUCGAUACGCUGAAGAGGAAAGCGGCGUAUAUAUACUCCACUCUGAGUGUUGUGGCGGGCUUCUCGCUCCUGCUCAUUAUCAUGGGCAGCGUGAAGUGGACUCUUGGGUGGGAAGCCAUCUUGUGCAAGACGUAAUAAUAAGUAUUCAACCUGUAUAACAUGUAGUAAGAGUGGGGCACGGGGAAUGCUGUUUGGUUAUGCAUAGUGCACGACGUACGGGCAGGUAAUGUAUUCAGCAUAUAGUCUAAUGUGAAAUGACAAGGGGAAAGCGGCAAGGCUACACGCAUAGGUACGCAUCUAGUUGACAUGUCUAGAGUAGGCCAUAUACGCUCAAAUAAUACGCAUGAAAGU